AUGGCUGCCUCUCCAGUCAACCGAAAAUCCGGUCACCAUGCUCGCUCUAACAGCUUGCCGACUAGAACACACCCACUCAUUUCAGAAUUCAAUGAGCAACUGAGCAGAUUGAGAGAUUCUGAAGCAACCUCCUCAUCAUCUACCUCAAUAUGCCAGAAAUUAAAUGGCCUUCAAGAUUUGCAUGAUUGUGUUGAUAAGUUGCUCCUGUCGUCACAGUUCACACAAGCCUUAGCCCAUGAGCAGCAAGAGAAAUGGGUUAAUGAGCUGUUGGAUGGAUCUCUCAGGCUCUUGGAAGUAUGCGGUAUUGCAAAAGAAGCCUUGCAGCAAACAAAGGAAUGCACAGAUGAAUUUCAAUCAACUCUGCGCAGAAGACGGGGCAGUAAAACAGACCUUGCCAGGGAAGUUGAAAGAUACUUGAGCUCUAGGAUGGUGGUCAAAAAGGCAAUGCAGAAGGCCUUAAAGGGAAUGCAAAAUAAGUUCAAUUACAAGAACAAUGAAUAUGUGGGCAUGGUUAGCAUGUUAAAAGAGGUAGAAGCAGGAACUCUAAUGGUAUUCGAAUCCCUCUUGACGUUUAUCGGUGGAUCAAAGUUGCAAUCAAAGUUAAGCAGCUGGUUUUUGGUUUCCAAGCUGGUGCACCCCAAAAGAGCAUGUGAAGGUGAUGAAGAAACAUAUGCAAAUGAAUUUGAGAAGGUAGAUAAGACAAGCAAGUCUGAUCACACCGUGCCUGUGGAGAAUGUGCAGAACUGUAUGGGGAAGUUGGAGUCAAGCAUUCUAGAUCUUCAAGAAAUGCUUGAAUGCCUGUCUAGGCAUCUGGUCAAAACCAGAGUUUCCCUUCUCAACACCUUCAACCACUAG
Corylus avellana is the source of this 855-nucleotide messenger RNA. Lineage: Eukaryota; Viridiplantae; Streptophyta; Magnoliopsida; Fagales; Betulaceae. The record is from RefSeq and is a predicted model, not a curated record.